Molecule: messenger RNA, 2427 nt
Organism: Babesia bovis T2Bo
Lineage: Eukaryota; Apicomplexa; Aconoidasida; Piroplasmida; Babesiidae
Exons: 1
Coding region: 35-2392 (785 amino acids)
Source: RefSeq, a predicted model, not a curated record
CAACGAUUGUUCUUACGUUACUGGCGGCUUUCCGAUGGGAACAAUAUACAAUAACAUGGGCUGCGAUUCUCCUCAUGUGAGCCCUAGAUCGGAUAAAAAGUCAACCAAUACCGAAGCAUGUAGAUACGAAAUUCUAUCUUAUCGCAACCAUAUUAAGAAUGGACACGGCAAUAUCCCAUCAGGCAACAUCAAACUUUUAGAGCUAGGCGGCGACCUACCACAACUUAUGUCUGAUCAAAAAUGGGAUUACGGGGAUAGCGAUGCGCGUUCUAAAGACUCAGCAUGGAAGGAUAAAAAACGCAAACGUAAACUACAACCGAUCCCUGUCAGUGGUAUGAACAUAGAGAGAUGUUUCGACUUAAACAAUGGCACCGCCAUAUCCAGAACGACCACAAUAGAUAGUGUUACAGACUUAUCAUUAGCUUGGGGCGUCCUUCGAACAUCUGUACCUCUUGUUGCUUGUGAAGAAGACGUUCCAAUGGAUGAUUGCCGCACUACUAUGACUAUCGGUACAAACACUCUCAGCGGAAAACACAGCAAUUUAGAAUCAGGAGAUCGAAUUUUAAUAAUGAGAAAGGUAGACAACCAUUGCAGUUGUUCGUGUACGACAGAUGCUAACGUCGAAAAAUGUGACGAAAUACACGGUACCUAUUUUGAAAUAUGUGGAAUCACCCGAUCAAUAUUGACUUUUAAUGACAGACCGUGCAUCAUUAACCACUCCAACACUGUCGAGGACUUGGAACCAUGGUUUCUAUUUCAAUCGCAACAUAUGGAGAUGCUGAAUAACAAUUGGUUUUUAUUAAGAGUGAAUGACGAUGCUAUUGACGCAUUCAAAAACGGGAAAGCACAUUUCAAGCAUGUGAAAAAUUACAAUAAAAAGGAUGAAACACGUUUGAUUCUUAGUUUAAAUGAUCAAACCCAUUACGUAGAAAGGGUUGAGAUGGGAUGCAACAUGGUAUUGGUGAACCCACUGAGGAUGGACUAUCAAAACACCGAACCCUGCAAUUUAUUAUUGAUUAUAGGUUGUUGUAAAUUUAUACAUAAUUUAAAUGUGGCGACGCCCAACUUUGCGGCACUUGACACAAACACCGAUUUAUCGCUACAGAGGAUUUUAGAUACUCUGCCUAUCUCUGAUGCACAAAUUAAGUCAUUUCUGAUGAAUCACAAGACAUUGUGGCCCUGCGAUUGGAUACGCAUGGAGGGCGACCAAUUUAAACGCGCAGACCCAUUUUUGUUGGCAGAAUUUAUAAUCAAAUUCUUGAGGCUUUGGGGCAUUAAUUACAAGAACAACUGUGAAGACAGACAUAUUGAGUCCUUAGAAUUACGUGUAGUUUGGUCUAUUGUACAACAGAAUAAGCAUGAAUUCAGGUUUUUACCUGAUAAAAUGACCAAACCGUCAAUUAUAUUUCAAAUAUUACGUUUUGCCUGCGACGUAGAGGAAACGAUUACAGCAUUUGAUGAUUACAUUACAAAGCUAGAUUCUGAAGAUAUUCUCAAUACAAAACUGCAACUUAAUUUGUUCAAAAUACAACGGCAAAUAGCUUGGGCAAUUUGUGUUGCUAACGAGAGAGAGAAAAUGACAUAUGAAGCGUUUAUUGAAAAAAUUGACUCAUUACUCUUCUCCGAAAUGAUACCAUCAUAUUUAUUUGAUGCUAUGAUUCAAUAUCUAAUCCAAAAAGAUUCUAGUGACUCUGGAGAUUGCGAAAAUUACGUAAAGUGUCUCCGAUUUUAUUAUCAUAGAGAUUCCUUUGGUGAUGUUGCAUUGGAUAUGGCGCGAAAGUUCAACAAUUCAAGGCCACAAACACAUAAAAUCAACUAUUCACUAACUGGAAAAGACCUUUUUCAAGUUGGAAAUUCAGAUAGACUCCCUAUGGAAGAAAACAAAACUCCCUGUCUGGAUUAUGGCAUUUUCAAACUCAAUACCAUGGGUAUUAGUACCUUAAGGUUCAGGUACUCCAUGAAUUCACUUCUUGCUAUUUGCCGAUCACCUAUGUCUCUUCAUAUUUCAUUGAUUGCCGAACGCAUAGUUCCGAUAGAGGAAAAAGAAAGUUGUUUUAUUACGGUGUUUCCCAACGAGAAAAUAGAAACCUUAAAAGAUGUAUUAUCGUCAUUAUUUAAAAUAAAUCAGCGCUGGCAAUUAGAGGAUGCGGAGAAAAAGUUGUUCGCACAUUUAGGAAACAGGCAAGCGCUUGAAAGCAUAACAGGGGGGCCUAAUUUCCAUGCCAGACUUUGGAUCACUAACAAGAAAAACAAAUUCAAUUAUUCCACUAUUGAUCGUGGAAUACCAGAUAACCAACUUUUGAAUACCUCCACGUCUGAGAGUUUGGAUUCCACAUUGCAACAAAUUACGGAAGAAUCGUAUAUCAUAAUAAAUUCAAAUGUUCCGAUAUAAUAAAAUGAAAUGAAUGGGAUUAUUAUAAACAGCUA